Molecule: messenger RNA, 2641 nt
Organism: Ichthyophthirius multifiliis
Lineage: Eukaryota; Ciliophora; Oligohymenophorea; Hymenostomatida
Exons: 4
Cellular component (GO): plasma membrane
Molecular function (GO): calcium-activated cation channel activity
Source: RefSeq, a predicted model, not a curated record
GAAAUUAUAAAAAGCAAAUUAUGAACAUGCCUUAGCUUUUAAAAAACUGAUGUAAUUAGGAAAAGCAAAUAAAUUUGGUUUACCAGAACCGUUUAAUUUAAAUUGUGAUAUAAACGAAUUUAAAGAUUAUGGUAUUGGAUUGUUUUUCUUUUUUUCUUUUAUAAAGAUAAUAGCAAUUUUUUUUUUAAUGGCCUCGUUGAUUGCUCUACCUUCUUUAUAUUCUAAUUAUACCGGAAAAGGCUUAGAUGUAUAAGGAAUAAAUAUAUUAUAGUAAUUUUCAAUUGCAAACCAACCACAAUUAAUAGCGAUUCUACCAAGUAUAAAAUUAACAGAUGAAUAAAAAAAUUAACUAUAAAAAUAAAAUGAUGAUAAUGUUUAAACAUUUGUAAAUGAAAUGAAUACUAGAAAAUAUUAUUUAUGGAUACCUGAUAUAGUUUAUAGUUGUUUAUUUUUAAUAAUUAUAUUUUAUUAUAGAAUAUUUUCAAUUAAAUAACUUCGUGCUUAUAAUGAAUUAAAUAUUUUUCCUAGCAGAUACGCUUUAGAAGUAAAAGGAUUUCCAAAAAGCACAAAAGACCCGAACGAUUUAAAGUUUUUUUUAAAUGGAGUUUUUUAAAUAUUUUAAAACGAUGAUUCUGGUUCUGAUGUGGUUGUUGAAGUUGCAUUUGCCCGAAAUUUUCAUGGAACUUUGUAUUUACAUUAAUAAGAGGCUCUUCUAUUAGAAAGAAAUGAAUUAGACGAUGAAAAAAAAAAGCUAGGUUUAUUAAAUCGCAAUUAAUAAUUAAUUUUGAAAAGAAAUAAAUAAAAAUUAAAAGAAAUAUAAGACAAAAUGAACGAAAUUAUCCAAAAAAAACUUAAUGGAAAUAUUCAAUAUGAAGAAUAUGAGACUAUAAAAGCCUAUGUAGUUUUUCAAACCUUUGAAUAUAGAAAAAAAGCAUUUUAAAUGUAUGAAAAAUACACGAACCCACAUUGGGUUUUUAAAUAUUUAUUAUGCUGUUUUAGACCUAAAAUGCCCUACAGUAUGAAAUUCAAUGGAAAAUACGAACUUAAAUUUUCAGAAAAUACUGAUUUACCUUCAAAUAUUAAAUGGGAAAAUUUAGAUAUUUAAAAAAGUAUAAAAAUAUAUAUAGAUGUGCGAUAUAUAAAAAGAUAAAUUGUAGCAUUUUUUACUAUAUUAAUAGUAAUGAGUUUAACUAUAUUUAUAGUAAUAGUUGCUAAUAUAGUAAGACCAGAAAAUCCUGAGUGUGUAAUAGUAAAUAUGAACUUUGAAUAAGUUUAAAAAUAAAAUGAUACUACUAUAACUAAAUGCUUUUGUAUUUAAUAAGAUAUUACUGAUAUAGCUUAAGACACAUCUUUAAGAAAUUUUUGUUGGAAUUAAUAUACUUAACAUUUAUUUACUAUGGCUUUGAUAAUAUUAUCGUCUUUUAUUAUUAUUUUUGUGAAUAUUUUACUGAGAAUUAUAGUUAAAAAACUAAGUAAAUAUUUACGUUUUCCAACUUUUUCAUAAGAGUCCUCAGUUACUGCUGUAUUGUUGUUUAUAUGUACUUUUAUUAAUACUGCCAUAAUAGUUUUAAUAUUAUAAGCAGAUAUAUUUGGAUUUAUACUUUCUAUAUUCAUAACAAAUCCUAUACCUCCCUUAAAAGAACUAUAAGAGUAAAAAAAAACUAAUUUUUCUUCUGAUUUUACGAGAAUAUGGUACAAAGAAGUUGGCUCAAAAAUCGUAUUCACAAUGUUAUUAACUACAAUAUCUCCGCAUUUAAUUAAUGCUUUAUUGAUUCCUAUAAAAAGAUGUAUUUUAAUAUCUAGAGCUAAGAAAGCCGUUUUAUAAUAAGAAAUGAAUAAAAUAAUAAUCGGUCCAGAAUUUGAUUUAGUGCCAUAUUAUGCAUCUGUAUUAAAUGUAACUUUUACAUGCAUGUUAUAUUCUUCCGGUCAGCCUAUAUUAUUAUUUUUUGGUUUUAUUUCAUUGUUUAUAUAAUAUUGGUGUUAUAAGUACUAAUUAUUAAGAUUUAACCAAAAACCUCCCUAAUAUGAUCAGUAAGUAAAUAAUACUAUUAUAAAAAUAAUUCCUUUAUGUCUAGUUUUACAUUUAGCUGUUGGUAUGUAUAUGUAUGGACAGCCCCUUAUUUUUCCUUAAGACUCUAAUUAAGUAAAAGUGAUUGUUUUAGAUUCGUUAAACUCCGAAGGAUAUAAUGAUGUAUAGAUUUUUUAGGAUUAAAAUGAUAUAAUACAAAAAAGGGCCUUUAAUAUAAUUUACUUAUUUUAUUUUUUAUGCUUUUUGAUUAUUUUUUUAGUUUUUGAUAUUAUUGUUUAUCCUAUAAUUAAAUUCUUCUUUUUAUCAGAUAAUAAAAAAUCGAAUCAAGUUAUUUCAAAGGAAGUUUCUAAUAUUCUUAGUUAUAAUAAUCAAUUGAAUAAAAUGAGAUUAAAAAUGAUUGUUUCUUAUGAUAUGUAAAAAAAUCCAACUUAUGGAGGAAUUGUUGAAGCUAUUAAUGAUGGAAGUAGUAAAUAUAGUAACUCUCCUAAAGGAUCAAUAAAAAUAUAAAAUUUUGCAAUGUAAGGUGUAAAAUAAAAUAUUAAUAAAAAAUCAAUGUUUGGAUAAGACUCUGUAUAGAAUUAAGGAAAUAAGAUUUAAACAUAAGAAAGAUGA